UAUCUAACCAUCCUGCUCGGGGCAGGGAUGCUUGCUUUUGUCGGUGCAAUUAUUUGCAUCAUUGCAAGCAUCGCCCCGGGUUCCCCGGGAGCUGUCCCCGGUGCUGGGGAUGAAGAGGGAGCCUCAGACGCCACUGAAGGAGGCGCCGGAGCUGUCCAUGGUCCUGAAGUGGAUCGCCCCCGUCCCACCGCGGCGAGCAAAGCCACUGUUUUCCAAGCCGAGACCGGCAAAGGCUCCCUGGGCUCCGAGCUCGGUCAAGGGUCCGUCCUGGGCGCGGAUUCAGACAUAGGCACCACCAGCCGCUUCCUCUGCCUGCCCUUAGCCCAGGACUGCCCUUCUCCAUCGAUCAGGGAAGACCUCCUGCUGUUGAGGAGCACAGCGGACCAUCUGCGCCAGAUGGUCAUUCAACAGGAGCAGCAGAUUCUCAAUGACCAGGAGACCAUCAGGGAACUGACCGGCAAACUCAGCCGGUGCGAGAGCGGCCAGGAAUUGGACUCAUUCCAAAAUAACCCCGAGGAAUAUGCGUGGGACGCCGCACGGAACAGCUUGGAAGAUGGCAGUGAGGAUUCUGAGCGGACGGUGCAGGAUCUGGAACACUCUGUCUACUCCUUAAAGAACAACAUUGAAAAGCUGGAGGGGCAGCUGCUGGCUCGGGGCAAUGUUUCCUCCAUGUUUGCACUCUCUGGCCAAUCCCGGGGUCAUAUCUACCUGCAGAUCCAGGAGCUGGAAGCUCAGCUGCUCUCCAAACUCUCAGACCUGGAGAAAGAACGAUCCUUACUGCAGAACAAGAGUGACCGUCAGAAGCAUCUCCUGGAGGAACAACUGGAGUCCCUUCACCAACGUAUUGACAAAUUGGAAAAAGAAACAGCUGUCUAUAAGUUGCAAGAAGGUUACAAAAUCUCAUUCCCGGUGAGAACGAACUACAUGUAUGCACGAAUGAAGCAGAGCCUGCCAGAGCUUUCUACACUGACUGUCUGCCUGUGGCUGAAGUCUAAGGCCACUGUGGGCAUUGGAACCCCAUUCUCAUACGCAGUUCCUGGGCAGGUGAAUGAACUGGUCUUACUUGAGUGGGGCAAGAAUCCCAUCGAGCUGCUGAUCAAUGACAGGGUGACCCGCCUCCCUUUGGAGAUUAAAGAUGGAGAAUGGCAUCAUGUAUGCAUUACUUGGACAACCAGGGAUGGUGUGUGGGAGGCAUACCAAGAUGGCAAGCAGCAAGGAUUGGGGGAUAAUCUGGCUCCUUGGCACUCCAUCAAACCAGGCGGGACUCUAGUCCUUGGGCAGGAGCAGGAUGUGGCUGGGGGAAGUUUUGAUGCUACACAAGCUUUUGUUGGGGAGUUGGCAGAAUUCAACGUAUGGGACCGGAUUCUAACUCCAGUGGAGAUCCAGAGCAUUGCCAACUGCUCCACCAGCAUCAUGGGCAACAUCAUCUCAUGGGAGGGCAGCAGCACCGAGCUGUUUGGGGGGGCUACAAAGUGGCCCUUCCAGAGAUGUCGUGAGAAUAAAGACUCAGAGCAGGAUUAA
Messenger RNA from Hemiscyllium ocellatum (epaulette shark), 1521 nucleotides. RefSeq names its product neuronal pentraxin-2-like. Bases 28 to 1521 code for a protein of 497 amino acids. The record is from RefSeq and is a predicted model, not a curated record. The transcript is spliced from 5 exons. NCBI's taxonomy places the organism in Eukaryota, Metazoa, Chordata, Chondrichthyes, Orectolobiformes, Hemiscylliidae.